GGUAUCAUUUUUGUAGAAGUUGCUUUAUAGUUGGAUGGAAACUUGAACAUUAAGGGCUAUGGUUUGAAAGGAAGACCUUACUUUUAGAAGCUUUAAUUCAAAGGUUAUAAUUUAAAUAAUGGCUGACCAGCAGAACAACACAACCUCUUCAAUGUCUCGCCCAUCAUUAAACCUUCCAUCUGUUGUAGGCAGCUCCAUGAUCACACUGAGCAACAUGAACCUGAACAACACUGCUACUGCCAGUGCCGCAACAGUGCUCAGCAACACAGCCGCCCCUGUCUCCACUGCAGCCUCUACGCCUCCCUCAACUCUAGAUCGGAUCAGCCGUGGCAUUUAUCACCUUCAACCAUCAGGCAAACUCAAGAUAUCGCCUGAACUUCAAGUGGAGUUUACAGCCGACGAUUUGCGUGACUUGGGAGAAAUCGGGCGUGGCAGCUUCGGUACCGUCAACAAGAUGGUGCACCGCAAGACUAACACCAUAAUGGCUGUGAAGAGGAUCAGGUCGACCGUGGACGAGAAGGAGCAGAAGCAGCUGCUGAUGGACCUGGACGUGGUGAUGCGAAGUAACGACUGUCCCUGCAUCGUUCAGUUCUAUGGGGCCAUCUUUAAAGAGGGAGAUUGCUGGAUAUGCAUGGAGCUCAUGGACACAUCGCUCGACAAGUUCUAUAAAUUUGUUUACGAGACCCUGGGCGACCGUAUGCCCGAGAAUAUUCUGGGAAAAAUCACCGUCGUGACCCUGACAGCUUUAAAUUACCUGAAAGAAAAGCUGAAAAUAAUACAUCGCGACGUAAAGCCAUCCAACAUUUUACUGGACCGCCGAGGCAACAUGAAGCUCUGCGAUUUCGGCAUCUCGGGCCAGCUGGUGGACUCGAUAGCCAAGACCCGCGACGCAGGCUGUCGGCCCUACAUGGCGCCUGAGCGCAUAGACCCAGCGCGCGCGCCCGGCUACGACGUGCGGUCAGACGUGUGGUCGCUGGGCAUCACUCUGAUGGAGCUGGCGACGGGCAGCUUCCCGUACCCCAAGUGGAACUCGGUGUUCGAGCAGCUCACGCAGGUGGUGCAGGGCGACCCUCCCCGCCUCACUAACUCUGAGAACGGCAACACAUUCACGCACGAGUUUGUCGACUUCGUCAAUACCUGUUUGAUCAAAGAAGAAGGGGCGCGCCCGAAAUACCGCAUGCUGCUCGAGCACGAGUUCGUGGUGCGAUGGCGCAACGAAGCGAGUGACGUAUCCGAGUACGUUAGCGAUGUGCUCGACAAGAUGGCCAGUAGUGGCCUCCACUACACUUAUGAUUCCUACAACUAUUAAACUUUAGUGGCCUCCACUGCUCCUAUGAAUUCUACUACUAGAAAGACUCCCUCUAGCGUCUGCCUCAUCAUCUUGUCAGGAUCUUCCAAGUUGGCUUUCCAGCUGACUGUUUCAGCUCACUAUUUCAGUGCGCACGUGAAUUUUUUUUGCAGUCAAGCUCCUCUAAAAUUUCCCUGCCGUCGAGUUUCACUCAAAUUUCUUCUGCCGUCGAGCUCCACUCAAAUUUUUUCUGCCGUCGAGCUCCACUCAAUUUUUUUUUUGCCAUCGAGCUCCACUCAAAUUUUUUCUGCCGUCGAGCUCUACUCGAAUUUUCCUGCAAUCGAGCCCCACUCAAAUUUAUUUGCCGUCGAGCUCAUCGCCUGAUCCACUGCCCCCGUUCUUCAGGAGCUUGCAACCUGAAGAACCAUAAUCCGCUCAUCAGUCAUCAUGUCUUGCUUCACCUCGUCUUCGCCUGAAAUUAAAGUAUGAAGCUCCACUCUACUACUGCCACGACCGUAACUCUGUAAAAUGUUUCGCGCUUCUUGUGAACGCAUGAAAUUUUGAUCUUAAUAUUCUUAUUUGAUAUUGAUAAUUAUCAAUGCUUGAAAGUCACAUUGUCGCAAAGUCAUUGUGUUGGAAGACUUUCUCUUGAAGGUAAUCGUAGAAACAUAACAGAGUAAAGUGUAAAUUAUUUUUUUUGCUGACGUCAAGAAGGAGCAAAUACGUAUUGCGAUAUCACGAUAUGCACAGUGCAGCGCUCACCAGUAGAUUACCUCCACUCAAGAUCAUGAUUUUGGUGCUCUUGCAUACAGGUCUAAAAAUGGGAGUCAUACUCAUUACUUCAUUACGUUCAGUGCCUAUUGUUAAUGUAUAUCUUUCAGGCGGUACGUAGGCUUACACAGAUCGUUGCGAUCUACGUCUUGAAGGGGUAGUUAAUCCUGGUUUGUUUAUUAUUUUUCCUGUUGUCUUCAUUUCCGGUAUACGUCCGGUAUAUACUGUAGGCAUAGUGUCGGAAAUAUGGGUCAUUUUGACUCGAAGACUACAGAGUUAAAAGUGUGACUUGCGUUGAAUUGUAGCUUCAAUAGGGCUGAUCCUUUCGAUCACCUAUUUGGGAGCAUGUUUUGAGACCUAUUUUUUAUGGUUGCCUUGGUGCUUUGCUUGGGAGCUCUAUUUUACAUUGUCUCGCCUCGGCCGCAGUACCUAACUUGUCAUAUUGUGACCAACAAUAAGUUUGUCAAGCGAAUUUUUCUAAGUCGUAAAAAUUAAGCUGCAAUUCAUUGAACAAGCUACAAAUUUGAAGCCUUUGAAAAUUAUUUUGAGACAUUUACAUGGUAUUAUUCUUGAAUCUAUUUUAUGCAUCUUGAAUUACGUAUUUAUUGAGCAUCAAGUCUACCUUUAAAGAUGGAAUUGAGUAGCGGUUUUUUUUCAUUACUGAAUACUAUUUGACGGUUACUCUAAUAACCAGUUAUUUAAACACGAAUGGCAUUGAGGAUAGUUCAUGUAAUCGUAGACAAAACGGUUAAAUUAUGUGUGAUUAUGAAUUGGUUUCUUUGCAGUCGCAUCAUUUGAGUUAAUUAUUUGCUGUGCAUUCUUUAGCGAUGCUACCUUUCAUCUCGGACGAUUUUAACUGACACGGGAUGUCCGUGGGGGGCAUUUGUUGAUAUUUCUUGGGCAUUGACUUGAUUCCUAUAAUCUUAUUUCCAGUGUGAUGCUUUAAACUUGUAUUUUUAUAAACAUUUCUUGGUAUUCUAUAACUUUCGAGCAUGUUCUUUUAUUGAUAUUUUAUGCUAGUUGAAGCUUUCUCCUGCGAGCUAUGAGUAUAUCUCUCUGCUAUAUCAUAGCCUGGAUCGUUCUUCCUUUUCAUGCGCGUCCUCCUUUUGAUGGGCUAACGGGCAUGGCCAUGUGUAUGCCAUGUCGAGGUCACCUCUGGUCGUGUUUGACGUUAAAAUUGUAUACAAUAUUUUCGCUAAUUGAUCAUUCAUGUGUUCAUGUUCCCAAACCUCAUCAAUGCUUGAUCUAUGCAGUCGUUCUAUUACCGUUAUUAAGGGUCAUAUUUAUUCGUAAAUCUCUUGUAAGACGUCUCAUUCUCUAUUUUUCUAUCGUGUCCAAAUGUUGGAACCAUUUCAGGUUCUGAUGAAGAGAUCAUAGCUGCCUAUGGUAAAUUCACAUCAAACAACAGACCGCUUUCCUGAAGAAUGAUCUGCUAAGUCCUUGCAUUCUCUUCACUCUUAAACUAUGCUGGUGAUAUCAUAUUUUUCAAAGAAAUUUACUAUAAAUUGUGCGUUCUUUUUUGUUUUUUCGGUCAUACAUUGUAGAGACUAUUUGGAAAUGUGCACAAUAUUAACAGAAUAUAAAAUAUUUUGAUAGCGUUGCUCUACGAAUCUUGUACACCGUCCAACACUCGCGAGUGUUCAACGUAUCCGUUGUUAUGUGGACCAUUGGCUCGGGGGAUUAUCUUAACUUCCCAAUACUUGUACCAAAGCUUCAUUAAGAGCUUGAACAAAAUGUGUUGUACUCGUUACUGUAUGAUGUGCAAGUAUUUUUCUAACUUUAGAGUUCGUGUUGAGACGUCCCAAUGAUAAGUAAGGCUUCGUUGACUAGAAACUUCCCUUGAAAUUCUCCUCUCACCAUUCUAGUUUAUUCUUUACCUUGUAGGCAAUCCGGUGUCCGGUUAUUUCAACUAGUUAUCUAGGGUAGUGUAAAACAACUACGUUAGUGUCAUGAGUAGUCAAAUUUAGCUUUCACCUAACGUAAACUUGCCGUUGUAGGAUAGUUGCAUUUGACCAUUAACAAGUGUUUUUCUUAGAGCGUUCUGGUAGUCAUAGGGAAGUGUUCUUCGUGUUCAUUAGUACGAGGCUCAUCAGCUCCUUAGAUGUAGUUAGUUACCCUGUUAAAGUCAUCAAACUUUGUUUAUAAAUUAAACCUUGUAUAUUCGGAAGAUAACAUCGUCUAACUGAAAAGUGUUAAUUUUUGUAUCGUAAUAAAACUUGUACUGUAGCUGCUACAGUGGCAAUAAUCUGAUACGAAUACGAUAACGUUCACGUCCCGCACGACCGACCUCGAUGUUUCGCACCAGUCAAGUCUUUGCUCAACUACCAGCGCGCGAUACUGACAAGUCUUUGUGCGAGGCACCGCACAACCGAUCGUAAAUUUUAGAAAAGCGCCUCCAAAAAUUUACAAUCAUAUCUGUUAACUUUUUAAAAUUGUUUCAAGUGAUUUUAGGUUUAGGUCGCUUACUUCAUGAAUAGAACGAAAGUGCACAUUAGCGUUUAUUCGUCCACCAUUUUCUCGUGUGAAAUUUUUAGCGUACCUAGGUUUUGCUGUUAAUUUGAAAAUGAUGUGCAAUUCAAGUUGAAGUGAAGGUGUUAAAAUACUAACAUUGAUGUGAUAUCAUUACAACCUAUGUUGGGCUUUUACGGCGAUUUUUAUAUGGUGAUGAACCGCUCAUUUUAAUGACUCGUUCAUUGUCCAGCGAAUUGAAUGCUCCGGUAACAUGGUCUACCUUACUAUAUUGAAAAUUGUUCCGACUUUUCACUUGUUGCUGAAACAUGUAUUAGAUUUUAAGGAUUCAGUUUACUGCAUUGAAUCGGCUCACCAUUUAUAAAAUUUUCUUUUAUGUAUAUUAUCGUUUUGCGCAGUUAGAGCGGAUAUUUUCAGAUCCUAUCACGUCACUUGAGGAAUUGAACGGCCACCCCGACGGUUGGACAAGUAAGAAAAUGGCAUCCGAUGUUUGACUUGAUCAUUGAUAACACCUUGUAAUUAAACGCCUAUUGAGUUGAGACACAAGGUUCUUAUAAACCACUAUUCAGGGUGAAAGAAAAAGUAAUCAGUUUGUAGAAUUAGGUUACGUGUAGUGUUCAAAGAAACGAGAAUUAACGGAUAAAAUUCUGCCGAUAUUAUUUUGUCUGAAACCCAUCGACUAAUGUGGAUCCUUCAGUACCAGAAUCUACGACCAGUCAUAGAGAUAACGCUACGUAACGGCGAUUUCUAUCUUGCUCACUCUGCAUCACUUGGUAGUACUACUUGAAGGGAUUUACCGUGUAACGACUAGGAUAUAAUCUACUAUUUAAUGAUAAGUGCAAUAUCAAUGAGGCUCUGUCUGUAGACAUAGCUAUAAACUUCAGAUUUAUUUAUUCCUAUUAGGUUGAAUAGUGGAGAUUUUACAUCGUUCCUUCACUCAGUUUGUUUUGAAGUAGCUUUAAAUGUUAAACUAGUUUUCGCGUAAUACAGGUUAUGUUACAAGGUAACGCUGAAUUAUAUAUGUUCUUCUAUUGUUAUAAUCCAUUACUGUAAUCUCACUUGUUCAGUUUCGACAAUCGAAUUUUCAUACCGUUGAAUUAAGCUUUGUAUAGCAGGUCUUGUGGUGGGUCAUAACGAAGCUUUUCCUGAGCGUCUCGGACAGCUUCCCUGCUGCUGCUGCUGCUGACAGGUGUAUCGCAUGUUCUUGUAAUCGUAGGUAAACUUUGGCAUUCUGGAGGGGCGUAAGCUCAUUUUCUACUAGUUACGUUGGACAAUUGUGUUGAACUGCAAGUAAAAAGUAUCGCAUA
Molecule: messenger RNA, 5835 nt
Organism: Hyalella azteca
Lineage: Eukaryota; Metazoa; Arthropoda; Malacostraca; Amphipoda; Hyalellidae
Gene: Mkk4
Product: dual specificity mitogen-activated protein kinase kinase 4
Exons: 10
Coding region: 119-1309 (396 amino acids)
Biological process (GO): protein phosphorylation; MAPK cascade
Molecular function (GO): JUN kinase kinase activity; ATP binding
Source: RefSeq, a predicted model, not a curated record